Molecule: messenger RNA, 1419 nt
Organism: Octopus sinensis (East Asian common octopus)
Lineage: Eukaryota; Metazoa; Mollusca; Cephalopoda; Octopoda; Octopodidae
Exons: 1
Coding region: 1-1419 (472 amino acids)
Source: RefSeq, a predicted model, not a curated record
AUGGAUUCUUCAUUGGAAUAUCUUUUAGUUAAACUGGACAUAUCAAAUGCGUUCAACACAGUGAGACGGGAUCAUUUGCUCGAGACCUGCCUUUCUCUCGCCCCCUCCGCUUAUCCUCUGGUCCACCUCUCGUACUCACAACCCAGCCUCCUCCUGUUUGGCGAUUCCUUUAUCGUCUCAUCGACCGGAGUGCAACAGGGAGAUCCCCUGGGGCCUUUUCUAUUUGCUAUGUGUGUCAACUCCGUCGCUCAUUCUGUCCGCUCUCCGGUAAAUAUCUGGUACUUGGACGACGCGACGAUUUGUGGACCUCCCCGCUCUGUCUUAGACGACCUGCGGAGCAUUAUCCCGGCCCUUUCAUCCAUCGGUCUGGAGAUAAACUCAAGCAAGUCCGAAGUCCUAAAUCUGAACAUUCCUUCCGAUUUUUUUGCCGAAACUCUGGACGCCCUGGAACAUAUUCUAAAAGGCGCGCGGGUAUCAGAAACAAAGGACCUUGUAAUCCUUGGUUCGCCAAUUGGUCACGAGGCCCUCUCACAAACGCUCAUCGCCAAGCCAAGCAAUCUGUCAGACAUGAUCGAACGGCUUUCCCUCAUUGAUGCCCACGUCGGGUUCUUUCUUCUGCGUAACUAUUUCUCAACUCCGAGGCUUUUGUACACCCUAAGGAGUUCUCCUUGUUUUCGCAUGCCUAAUCUGUUAUCCGAUAUCGAUUCUAUCUUGAAGUCUGGAGCCGAGUAUCUGUGCAACAUCCAUUUCGACGCUCUGGGGUGGCUUCAAUCUUCCCUGCCUGUUAAUCUCGGGGGGAUUGGCCUUCGUUCGCCCGUUUAUCUGGCUCUUCCUGCCUUCCUCUUGUCCCUGGCAUCAUCCCGUGCCCUCACUGACAUCGUUCUCAGAAACCUCCCCGAACGAAAAAUGUCAGUUGAUCACGUGGCCGCUCUCGCCCUUUGGGAUUCUGCGUAUACCAAAAGACCUGCCGACCCAUCCGUCCAGGGUCAGUGGGAUUCGAUCACUUGUGACACUCUCUCCUCUGUCCUGCUUCAGAGUUUCGACCAGCACAGGCUGGCCUGUCUUCGUGCGGGCUGCAGUCCGGGCAGUGGGGCCUGGCUUGACGCCCUUUCCCUACCGAACAUCGGGACACUACUAGACGGCGAUUGUCUCAGAGUCGCUAUUUCUCUGCGUCUCGGUUUGAAGAUCUGUGAAAUUCACAAGUGCCGCUGUGGGGCCAUGAUCGACCAGUACGGACUACACCCUCUUUCCUGCAGACGCAGUGCUGGGCGGGCACCACGCCACACAGCCUUAAAUGACGUUGUCUUGAGGGGUCUCAAUGCUGCCGGAAUUCCAUCAAUCCUUUUUCAGAGGAUUUCCCUUGCCAUCGUACGAGGAAACUGUUUCUCCAUCUACGAAGCGGGGAAGUCCUCUAACUAA